Talaromyces stipitatus ATCC 10500 is the source of this 1752-nucleotide messenger RNA. RefSeq lists its product as uncharacterized. The record is from RefSeq and is a predicted model, not a curated record. The coding region runs from base 265 to 1752 and encodes 495 amino acids. NCBI's taxonomy places the organism in Eukaryota, Fungi, Ascomycota, Eurotiomycetes, Eurotiales, Trichocomaceae. The transcript is spliced from 4 exons.
CUCACCAAUUGGAUGUGGGACGGAUGUCCCGCCGUUUGGCGCCUGGAUUUUAAGGCGGAAAAUGACUAAUACAUGAAUGGAGAUAUAAUUGGAUGUUAGAACCACUUCAAGUUUUUGGGUCGGCGCCAAGCCGAGCCCGUGUUUCGAUCUCCCUACCACUCAAUUCUCAACUCUUUAUCCUUUCUGAUACAAUGCUAUAUAUUAAAUCGCAGUGGUUGUUUUCAUUGAAUCAACUAGUUCUUUGCAUCAUCUAAUGCCUAGAAUAUGAAACGCACAAUAGCCUCUGAUUCGUAUGACGACGUGGGCGAACGGCCAGCGAAGAAACUGCGACGGCGCGACAGUUCAAGCACAGUUGCAGUACCAUCAAACAAGGAGCAGGAGCAGAUCACAACGCAACCCCUUUCACCUUUAUCAUAUAAUAAGAUUAAUGAACAGGAACGUGGACAGUCAGCGAUUGUACAUCCGUCGAAACCGAUCAACAAAGCGUGGAUACCCGCCCCGUCAGAGCAGUUUAACGAGGUUGACGUUAUGAGUCAACCUGCGUCUAAGAGGUCACGCUCACAAUCAACAUCGACCGACCGUGGACGCCCUCGUUCUGUUUCACCGACUGGGAGCGGCAAAUUAUGUGACGAUUCUAGAGACAAAAGGCUGCUUUAUGCGCCAUUCCCCCGCCGGUCCGACUUCCGAAGCGAAUCCGUUGAAAUCCCGCGCGGUCUAUUCGACGAUGAGUUCAUUGAAGAUUUUCACAAUACAUUACGAAAUCGAUCAGAGGCGCGACUGCUGGUAGAUCUACAUCCACUUCUCAUGCCAUCUGCAGAGAACCUCUUUAUCCAAGGGAAGGACGAACUUAAAAAUGUUAUCGAUGGUUACAAUGAUCCAUGGCUCAAGACAGAGCCAAUCUAUGGUCCCAAACCACAGCCGGACCAUGCUCGAGGCUUAAGGUGGUCGACCUUUUCAGACAAUCAGCGGCGAAAGCUUGGAAUCAAGCCGGGCGAAAAAUCCCUCUAUGCAGUGCGAGAAGAUAUGUACUUCCCUUACUUAACGGCAGAAAUUAAGUGCGGGAACCAAGCUCUGGAAUUUGCGGAUCGGCAGAAUAUGCACAGCAUGUGUAUUGCCCUUCGCGCGGUGGUCAGUUUAGCUGAGGCUGCCGGCCGUCUGGGAGAGGUGAAUCGGAGGCUCCUUGGCUUCUCGAUUUCGCAUGAAUUAGAGGGUGUGCGAAUCUACGGCCACUAUCCCGAGAUUGGCGAAGACGGGAUCAAAUAUUAUCGCUGGUUAGUAAAGCAGUUCAACAUCUGGGCAGACGGGGAUAAAUGGCAAUGUCUUCGUUUUGUGGAAAAUCUCGAUCGUGAUUUCCUUCCAAUCCAUACUGGACGGUUAAUGCGUUUUCUGGAAGAAGUUCCUGAUCCACAAGAACUCCCUUUUGAGCUCGAAUCCCAGGAGCGGUCCUCAUAUAGCCGGGCGCCCUCUGCACAGAACCGGGUCUUACAACCGGAGCUACGUAGCAUGAUUCAAACCUUGCAGCAACAGUUAGAGGAACAAAAGUUCCAGCAAGAGCAACUAUCAGCAGAUCAGAAAGCACGAGAAGAGAAACUUCUUGCUCAGUUGGAACAGCAGAGAGAAGAGCAGAAAACACGGGAGGCAGAGCAGAAAGCGCGAGAGGCAGAGCAGAAAGCACGGGAAGAAAAACUUCUUGCUCAGUUGGAACAGCAACAAGAAAGACUUUUUAAACUGUUAGAGCAGAAAGAGAAAUGA